Molecule: messenger RNA, 1291 nt
Organism: Archocentrus centrarchus (flier cichlid)
Lineage: Eukaryota; Metazoa; Chordata; Actinopteri; Cichliformes; Cichlidae
Gene: anxa4
Product: annexin A4
Exons: 13
Coding region: 175-1137 (320 amino acids)
Cellular component (GO): plasma membrane; cytoplasm; vesicle membrane
Molecular function (GO): calcium-dependent phospholipid binding; calcium ion binding; phosphatidylserine binding
Source: RefSeq, a predicted model, not a curated record
AGGACGGCCUUGUAAAAUUUGCGUCAGUGGGAGGCGCAAGAGAACAGUUGGUAGUUAUUAAGCUGCAGAGCUCGGUGGGCUGUGACGCUUUACCUUUGAGUCAGACUCCAGGUUGAGUAUAUUUGUCUCCGGGACAGCUUUCAGGACUUCCAGUUUGAAAACCUACGCUCUACAAUGGCAGCAAUUGGAAAUCGUGGAACUGUGACUGAAGCUGCUAAUUUCAAUCCCGACGCAGAUGCCCAGAACCUUAGAGAAGCCAUGAAAGGAGCUGGCACUAAUGAGGCAACAAUCACUGACAUCCUAGCCUGCCGUACUAAUGCCCAGAGGCAGCGCAUCAAAGUGGCCUACAAACAAACUGUGGGGAAGGACCUGGCUGACGACCUGUCCUCAGAGCUGAGUGGCAACUUCAGAAGUGUUGUUCUGGGUCUGCUGAUGCCGGCACCUGUGUACGAUGCCUACGAGCUGAGGACUGCAAUGAAGGGGGCUGGAACUGAAGAGGCCUGUCUCAUUGAUAUCCUCGCCUCAAGGUCAAACGGUGAAAUAAACACCAUCAAUGAGGUCUACAAGAAAGAAUAUGGGAAGAAACUGGAAGAUGCUGUGAUGGGGGACACAUCUGGAAUGUUUCAAAGGGUUUUGGUCUCUUUACUUACGGCUGGGCGGGACGAGAGCGACAAAGUGGACGAGGCCCAAGCUGUUAAAGAUGCCAAGGAAAUCUAUGAGGCUGGUGAGGCUCGAUGGGGCACAGAUGAGGUUAAAUUCCUCACAGUGCUUUGUGUGAGGAACCAAAAACAUCUGCUGCGAGUGUUUGAGGAGUAUCAGAAGAUUUCUGGAAGAGACAUUGAGGAGAGCAUCAAGAGGGAGAUGUCUGGCUGCCUGGAAGAUGUCUUUCUGGCUAUAGUGAAAUGCGUGAGGAGCAAGCCGAUGUUUUUUGCAGAGCGAUUAUACAAAUCAAUGAAGGGGCUAGGCACUACAGACAGUGUCCUUAUCAGGAUAAUGGUUGCCAGGGCUGAGAUUGAUAUGUUGGACAUUAAAGCACAGUUCCAGAAGAUGUAUGGAAAGAGUCUCUACUCCUUCAUCAAGGGAGACACAUCUGGUGACUACCGCAAAAUCCUGCUCAUGCUCUGUGGAGGCGAGUAAACAAAAUCUCAGUACCACAUUCAGCCAUGGUUUUACUCUGCAAACUACAUUAUUGGCCUUUUUUUUUUUUUUUUUCUUUUUUUUUUGGUAGUACAAUUUCUUCUUCAAUGCUUUGUACGUUUCAUUGUGCCUUGUUUUACACAUUGUAAUAACA